AUCAUUGCAUUUAAUGUCUGAGGAACAUGAAGAUUUGAAGGCAGAGAAUAAUUUACUUGUUGAGAAGAUCUCUGUGUUGCAGAAGGCUGUGUCUGAACUAGAGGACUGCAAACGUACCAGAGUAAUAUUAGAAGAAAAGCUUCUGCAGAUGGAGAGCAAUCUAAUGGCAAAAGAGGCACUAUCUGUUCAGGAGACCGAACCAAAAAAUGAGCUCAGCCAUAUCAGGAAAGCAAACAGGCAAUAUUAGCGGAAGAUACAACUACUUGAGGAGGAGAAAGAUCAGUGUGUAACAAAAGCUCAAGCCCUUGAAGAAGAAUUAAAGCUGAUGAAGGAAGGGAAGCAGAACCAGAGGGAGUCCAGCACUAUGAAGGUUCCUGGUUUGUCUAAAACCCAUGCUAAAGUUACUCCUGUCCAUGAAGAUAUGAAGCCCUCAAAGAAGAAUGAAGUGGUGAAAAACACUAGUCAGCAACGUGAUAAUAAAAAUAAGCAAUCCUUGAAGAAUGCUCAAGUACAAGAACUUGCAAAAGAUCAUCAGAAGCUUUGUAGCAACCAAUAUCAAAGAGAGGAUGGUAGUGGCAAUGAGAUUCUUGAUGAAAGUCCUCUUGCUGUUGGAGUCGAUCCUGCUUCAAAGAUUCAGUUGCUUGAGCAUGAACUUGCCAAGGCUAUGGAAGCAAAUAACAAAUAUAAAGCUGAGCUUGACAAGUUGUCUAAAAGCCGAAACAACCAUGCACACUCUCCUAAAAAAUCAAUAGCAGAAGAUGACAUAGUGGCAAAAGAAAGUAAUGGACGCACAAAAUCAUCACUAGAGGCAGAGUUAAUAGACAUUCGCGAGCGAUACCUCCACAUGAGCCUCAGAUACGCUGAGGUAGAAGCUCAGCGUGAGGAACUUAUGAUGAAGCUCAGGGCUAGCAAAAAUGUAAAAAGAUGGUUUUAAUGAACUCAUGACCAUAAACAAGCAAUUUCUUGUACUUUUUCAGUCUCCCCAAUUCAGGUAGCUUGUUCCACGAAUUUUUGAAGUAUAUAAGAUUUCUCAAUCUUUUACGUAUAUUCCAGAGUGUGAGUUAUUGUAAAGAAGAAUAAUACACCCCUAGCCCAAGUUUGUAAAUGAAGGAACAAUUGAGGCUGACAGGAUUAUAGAGACGUAAAAGAAAUAAAACAAAAUGGUUUUCUUUUUUCC
Molecule: messenger RNA, 1177 nt
Organism: Quercus robur (English oak)
Lineage: Eukaryota; Viridiplantae; Streptophyta; Magnoliopsida; Fagales; Fagaceae
Exons: 4
Coding region: 326-934 (202 amino acids)
Source: RefSeq, a predicted model, not a curated record